UACAUAUCAAUAUGAGUUAUAUAUGCGUUGUUUCGAAAAAGUCAGUAGCUGUGAUAAUCAACAAAUUAUUGUUUUGGAUUUAGCUGGGCAUGAACAUAUUAAAGAUGGAUAUGUUUUUACUCUUGGUCCUGGAAUGUCUUUACCAAGUGUCCUCCUUCCAUUGGAUGGUCCUGGAUUACCUGACUGGUGUAUGCACAGAGCCUUUAUGAUUAUAAUGCUAGUUCGCCGUAUGGAUCGGGAGGACAAGUUAUGGCGUAAACAACAAGACGAAAGUUGGCGUCAACAACGUACAUUACAACCCUUGCCUUCUGAACGGUUCGAUUCUUCUACGCCUCAACAUCAACAAAAAAAUCUUUCAUCGCCGUUUGAUUCCCAAAUGGAUUGGUCAUCCUCACAACAACAAAUACCCAACAACAGCUCGAAUUUACGAACUCCAAAUAUUUCUGAUAUACCAAACUGGCGAAAACCACGGGUAGCAGAGGACUCUUUGAUAACGACUGUAAGUUGUGCCCAGCCACCAGUUUGGCCGCCGCCGGAGGAUUCUUGCAUUGCUUCAACUUCACAAAAUCUGGAAACAACAAGGCAUCAUCAAACCACCAAUUCUCCACAUUUAAAUAAUAACAGGCAUAAUUCUGAACUUUCUAACAACAACAAUAUUUUGUUAGAAAAUGGUGAAGAAAUUCAAUUGCCAAUAAUUGAGACAGUUGAUGAAUUGUUGAGAGAAAUAAGGGAUCAAGCUAAUCCAGAACAUAUAAUCCUCCUUGUUGGUAAUUUCUUACAAGCACAUUCUGAUUUAACAACAGAAGAAAGAUUAGAUAUUAGUUUAGCAGUUAGACAAAGAACUAUAUUAGAACAGAAUAAAGGAAGCAAUAAUAAUGUUGAUAAUAAUAUUGUUGAUGAUUCAACAAGAACAGCAAGAACACCAACAACAGCCUUAUUAGAGUAUAAUAAUGAGAAGACUUCUGAAAAGAAUAAAACUACAAGUGAAGGAACUAAUGUUGUUGUAGAACAAGAAGAAGAGGGCAGGUCAAACAACAACAAUCCUCUUGAAGAAGUAAAUGAAACUGAAAAGGAAGUGGAACAACAACAAGUAGAAGGGGUGGAGGAGGAAACGACUAAAGUAACAACAACUUUAACUAGUGCUGUUGUUGUAGAAGGGGAACAACAACCAACUAAUGAGUCGCUUCGGCCAUAUUCUCCUAGUGAUUUUAUCAUUGACACACAAAUCCGUUCUAUUAUUAAUUGUGAAGAUUUGAAUGUCUCGAAGAAGAAAAAUAUUGAGCCUAGAAGAAAUACAGCUCCAUCACAACCAUCACCACUUUCCAAACUUCCUUCAAAUCGUGUAUCAUCAUCACCUAGACCAGUGCCUACACUAUCUUCUCCAGUUCCACCAUCUCAACAACAACAUCCACCGCCACCUCCACCCCCUCCGUCAUCACCACCACCGCCACCUCCAGCUUUGUCUUCUCCACAGCCUCCUCCACCUCCACCGACAACAACUACAAUUGCUUCUGCCGAUGUACUUUUUAAAAUUGAUUUUACUGUGUGCUCGUUUUAA
This is a messenger RNA of Meloidogyne enterolobii, 1558 nucleotides long. NCBI's taxonomy places the organism in Eukaryota, Metazoa, Nematoda, Chromadorea, Rhabditida, Meloidogynidae. The record is from the annotation of a GenBank genome assembly.